AGUGAUUUUAGUGAAUGUCACUUUUUGUCAUUUUCAAAUUUCCCGCCGGUUCCGUCCCCGUACAUCCCGACGCUCGCAGGGGACGGAACCCAGUUGACAGAUGCCGGCAUCGGCCAGAGGACAUUGCCGGGGACACUGCAGGGGGGACAUCACGGUAGCGCAGAACAAGGUAAGUGCAAGAGGGAUCCCGGAGCAGCGCCACAUGGUAAGCCCGAGUGUAGCUCGGGGUUACCGCUUGUGGUACUGAAACUUUACCCCGAGCUACACUCGGGAAUACCGCCAGGGAGGCUAUUAUCAGAUUUGGGUUGAUUUACUAAAACUGGAGACAGCAAAAUCUGUUGCAGCUCUGCAAAGAAACCAAUCAGCUUCCAAGGUUUUUUUUGUCAAAGCUUAAUUGAACAAGCUGAAGUUAGAAGCUGAUUGGCUACCAU
Molecule: messenger RNA, 431 nt
Organism: Staurois parvus
Lineage: Eukaryota; Metazoa; Chordata; Amphibia; Anura; Ranidae
Source: the annotation of a GenBank genome assembly